Messenger RNA from Lachancea nothofagi CBS 11611, 2448 nucleotides. Lineage: Eukaryota; Fungi; Ascomycota; Saccharomycetes; Saccharomycetales; Saccharomycetaceae. The record is from the annotation of a GenBank genome assembly.
AUGAACUCCUUAUAUGAGUUGGACUCCAAGUGGAGAGAUCUGUUGACAUUGAACAACUUUUUAGGCGGUUUAACAGUACAUGAGUUUGUUCAAGAUAUCAGUAACGAAAACUCGCUGAAAGACAGAGCAGCACACACAGGGGCCUGGGAACAUCUUGAUCCCAAACCUUAUAUAAGAACAUUUGAAUCUACUGUGAAAGAGCUGCAAAAGCUCAGCACAGAUGCAGAGGGUAAAAAGGGGCAGUUGGAACAAGAAGUGGCUAAAUAUGAAUUGCUUCAUUCACAACGGGUUUUACAACUCACUGGCAAUCUCAAGACUAUUGUAAGAGACAGUGGCGAAUUGGACUUGAAAUUGACCAAUGUAGCUCAAGUGGUUUCCCCGUUAGGAGAGAAGCUUGAAAAGGCCAUGAAACGGAAGAACAUGUAUGUCAAGUCCGUAGAACUGAUAUCGCAUUAUUCGGCUUUCCACACAAAAGGCAUCUCGCAGGAAUUGGAAUUGCUCAGAACGUCGAGGGGCUGGAAGCCAAGGACAAGAGCUGCAAUUUUAGUCAAGAACCUACUGGUCCUAACUAAAAAGGUCGAAACCAAAUCCUUACUCAAGACCGUUGAAACUACUAAUACAAUUGAAAAAUACGCAGAUGCUAUGGAAAACGAAUUUUUGGUAGAGUUCAACAACGCUUAUCGUGAAAAUGAUUUUGAUCAGUUAAACGAGAUCGCAAUCAUACUCAAUCGUUACAAUAGCGGGUUGAACGUUAUUCAAAGUUUCAUAAACCAACACGAAUAUUUCAUCGAUAUCGGCGAAGAUGAUUUCCUGUUUGAUGAGUCUUUUAAGGUUAAAAUAUGCAACAUAGAUUGCCAUGCAGCUUGUUACGAGACUACGAUGGUGCAAAAACUCGACGAAAUAGAAUCCUUGAUAAAAAAUGAAUCUAAAAUAGUGAAGCGGGUGUUUGAGGGCCGCUGUUCAUUUGUGAUGCAGUUGUUUGUUCAAAGAAUCUUCGGACAAAAAUUAGAACCUCGUGUUGAAGCUUUGCUAAACGCAUCCUUGUCUUUAUCUGAUCUGGCAUUCGUAAGAAUGUUGUAUGCUCUAUUUUCUCUUCUCAGUCAGUUCGUGAAGGAUCUUUCCGAAUUUUUUCAAUUGCAAGGUAUUGACAACAAUGGAGACUUGGUGACUGCACUUGAACGAUGUCUAGCAGAUUUGUUUUCGAAAACCAUAUAUGAUAGGACCAAAUAUUUUGACCUCGAGAAAAGAAGCUUGGAAAAUUCUCUGGCGCAUAAGACCUCCAGGUUCUGUUUAAAUCAUGACAAGGAAAUAUGUGCAAGAGCUUUGAACAACAAGCUUUUGAGUGGAGCUCAUUAUGCACAGGAUUUGGACCUGCAGGAAUUGAGGUCAUCAUCAAAUGGGAAACUCUCGCAGAUCAACAACUUUUUGAAAAGCCAUCUAGAAAGGGAAAAGAAAAAAAAUAGCAGCGCAGAUACGUCGUUUGGAAGUCCAGAUGUCAAUAGCCAUUCUGAAAAUGCUAAUUUAUUGCAUAUAGAUCCCAAUUUCUCUCUGCAGGGUAUUGACGGUAUGCUCAAAUGUGCUAUCGAAUCAAUAGCCCGCGUUUUGGAACUCGUUCCAAGUAAAGCAAACGAAUACACGUACGAGCUCGUAGAAAUUGUGCUAUUGGGCACAAUAGGCUCCUACGUGGAUUGUGGAUUAGAGGUCUCGUAUUCACAAAUGAUAGAGCAAGAUCUCCCCAAAAAUCCGAGUGUCGAGAUGUCGUACCUCGAUUACGUUUCCAAGUCUACGGAAAUUUUGAGCUUGAUCUCGGCAUCUAUAAAGACAGUUGUUUUGCCCUUAUUUGUCAAUUCCCCUGAUAUCAAGAAAGCUAUAAUCACGGUAACAAAUCAUUAUAUUAAGAGAUGCGAACUGCUUAUAAACAUCAUUAUAGAGGAAACGGUGCAUGCAUUUACACAAAGAUUUGUUGCAUCACUAUCGAAGCAAAAGAAAAAGGACUUCUUGCCCGGUAGUCAAGAUAUCAUGGAUCAUGAUACCCUUCCUGCUUCAGAAAUAAUUAGGGAUCUGAACUCUCUAUACUCUCAAGUGAGAUUAUAUUUGAGAAAUGAUAACCUGCGGUCUUUUUUGCAACAGAUCGGAAGCGUUUUGUGCCGUUUUCUUUUUGAGCACUACAAGAAAUUCCAGGUAAGUUCUGUGGGAGGAAUAAUUGUAACAAAAGACAUCAUCGGCAUUCAAACAGCUAUAGAAGAGUGGUCCGUCGACCAACUUUUGAGUGACUUCGCAACUCUCAGAGAGCUUGCAAAUCUAUUCACAGUUCAACCUGAGGAGCUAAGUUCGUUAACCAACGAGGGCCACUUGGCCACAGUGGACCGAAAAAUCAUUUCCGCAUAUGUUGCAAAAAGAGAUGAUUUUAAUCAAAAUAGUUUCGUUAGCAAAUUGGGAUUGACUUAA